CCAAUCAUAUCCCGACAACUGGCUUUAGCCGGUAGUUUACGUGUUGUCAAAUCCAGCUAUGAUGAAUGGGCAUUGCUUAACAAAAGUUUCCAGUUUUCAUGAGUGAAAUUUUGAGUUGAAGAUACUCGAGUUGUUAGUGAGAGUUCGUGGGAGAUCAUUUCUUUUCUUGCUUACUUCCCUCAUCAGAAACUAUGGCACAUUUGAUUUAUAUAGUUAAUUGUUUAUUUAUACUAGCAUUAUUUGAAUCAUCGAAUGGUUUGAAAGAAGGUGAAUGUGAAGUAUGUGUUGGGGCAUUAACAAAAUUUGAGAAAUCAUUAGCAUCAUCAGAAAAAUCAUCACCACAGAAAAUUGAAGCAAAGUUCAGAGAAUUUUGUCUGACAGUUAAAAAAGCUGAAGAGAGAUUUUGUUAUUAUAUUGGUGGUCUUGAGGAAUCAGCUACAAAGAUUGUUGCAGAAAUGUCCAAACCUAUGAGCUAUGGUCUUCCUAUAGAUAAGAUUUGUGAAAAACUGAAGAAAAAAGAUCAGCAGAUCUGUGACCUACGAUAUGAAAAAAUGAUUGAUUUGAAAACUGUGGAUUUGAAGAAACUAAAGGUGCGGGAUUUGAAAAAGAUCCUUUCAGAUUGGGAUGAGCGCUGUGAAGGAUGCAUAGAGAAGGCUGAUUUCAUAAAAAGGAUAGAAGAAUUAAAACCCAAGUAUUCUAGAGAAGAACUAUAACAAAUUUUAGCUCCUUAAUAUUAGUUGGGAGCUUUCUUUUGCAAUGCAAUUGUGCUUAGAUGUACUUCACGUUACAUUUGUUUGUACAGUGCUCAUUCUAAUUUAUUCAUGUUUUGUCCAUUAAAAUCUUGUGUCUUUUAUUAUGCUGAAUUAUGAUUUUUUAAAAUGAAAUAAGUUUAUAUUGCUUUAAAUAUUUAAAGCAUUUUUAGUUCCGGAUUUAAAAAAUACUUUAUUUUAUUAUCAUAUAUUAAAUUUAAUAUACUGGGAAAAAUAUAUUUUUCCAUAAAGUAGGGCAUUUUAUUUAUCGUACAGUGGCUCCUUAGUAAUAUUUCUGGUGAUGGGUUACAGGACUGACGGUUUUUGUAAAAAAUGCAUAUUAAUAGCAAAAACUAAAUUCAUUGGAGAACAUUAUUAUAUAUAUUAAAUAUUACAAAAUGUGAAUGCUAUCUUAUUGUUUAUAUUGUAUCAGGAUCGCUGAUAUUGACUUGCAGUUUUUUUCCUUUUCACUCGUUUUUUCUGAAAUGUUAUUGCCUGAUUACUGGAUUGGCAUACUGCUAGACCAUAGGGAGGCCACUACAUAUGAUCUUUUAUUUCUUACUGAAAAGCAUAUCUGUAUCCUCACAUUAGUUGAAGUAACCCGUGUGUUGUAUAAAAAGUAGUUACCUAACUUGUUCAUGUAGUAGAUAAUAUACAUGUACUUUUUAAACUUGCAUGAUAAAUGCAUAUGGGCUUAUUUAUGUCAACCUGAAAAAAGUUUGGAAUACGUUUUGAAUUUUUGGAAGUAGGAAUGUUUUGAGAUUGUCUUUGUAUAUUAGUUUCCAAAGAUUUUCUAUUUUGAAUCUAAAAUAGAGUUGGAGUUAUAAGUUCUGGUAUUGCAACAUUUUAUGUUAAAAGAAUACAUUUUUCAAUAUUUAUAUUGGUCAUUUUAUUAGUACUGCAUAAAAUAAAUUUCUUUCAAAGAAGUGAAUUGGAAAUUCCAAAUCUUUCUAGCCAUGUUUCUUAAUUUUUUUUUAAGCCAGGACUUAAAAGGAAUGCAAAUCUAGCUUUAUAUCUUUGUACUACAUAUAAGUUAAAAUGUGUCCAGCUAUUAACUGCCAUUUCUUGUAAACUGAAUUAUUAAACAUAACUUCGUAUAUAAACUAAUCUGCAUUUUUUUCUGUUUUCAUGUAUCAGUUCUAGUCAUUCAGUUGAACUUUUGCAGAAACUUGCCCAUAAUAUAUAUCUCUCCAAUAUUAGUAAUUUGAGUUGUAUAGGAAAGGUGACAAUUUCCAGCAAUUGCUUCAAUUAUUGUAGCAUUGACUAAACCAAUAUUUUGUAUGUUGGCCUUUCUUAAUACUACAUAGUGUUCUCCUUCAACUCAUAAAACCUAAUUUGUAAUAGUAUGCAUCUUUAUUUACAUUUAAUCUUUCAGAGUAAAUGUAUAACAAUUUCCUAAUGAGACUACAGUAUUCAAUUAAUAAUGUUUGCAAUGCUAAGUUAUUUUUUGAAUGGGUUUUUAUUCAAGUUAGCAUAUUUUGUGCGUUUCAAGCCUGGAUUCUGAAUUACUACAUGAAAAUGAAAUAAGUGCCAGCUUUUAAACUGUUGAUUUUUUAAAAAUUUGUAACGAUUCCCUACUGACUAAAAAUAACUUGUAAUGUGCACUUUUAAGAUGUAUGUUUAUUUUCAACUCUUGAAUGGAUGUAGCUUGUACAAAAAGAAAAUUGCAAAUUUAAUUAAUAAAAUUUCAUUUUUAAUUGUCGGA
Messenger RNA from Argiope bruennichi, 2454 nucleotides. It is a transcript of the gene Manf, whose product is annotated as mesencephalic astrocyte-derived neurotrophic factor homolog. The transcript has 3 exons. Bases 192 to 713 code for a protein of 173 amino acids. Gene Ontology annotation, cellular component: endoplasmic reticulum. NCBI's taxonomy places the organism in Eukaryota, Metazoa, Arthropoda, Arachnida, Araneae, Araneidae. Gene Ontology annotation, biological process: neuron projection development; dopaminergic neuron differentiation. The record is from RefSeq and is a predicted model, not a curated record.